AUGCCACAUCCAACGAAAUGUCAAAAACAUUCAAGAAAGGCUUAUGAAGCAAAGGUUACACAUCAGUAUAUCAAAAAUGUAUCUAUCAAUGAUAAUUCUAAAAGUUAUCCUAAUAUUGACAAUGCUUCUUUCCAUGAUGAGCUGGAUGAUUAUGUCAAUGUUGAUAGUUUUUCUGUUCAUGAUGAGCCAGUGGAAAAUGAUAAUGCUGUAAGUAUUAUUAAAAAACUUCAAGAAGCAGCAAAAGAAUAUUAUCAGAAACAUGCUUCUCACGAAGCACGUAGACUAUGUUACAUAGGAAACUCAAGUCAUACUAAAAGAAGAAAGAAUCAACAACAGUGUGAGGCAACAAAAGAAACUCUUACAUUGCAUACCUUUUGGGAUGCCAAGAGAUCUGCUGAGAAAGUUGAUAAGGAGCUGGCUGAUGAAACUAAUGUAAAAGCAAAUAAUGAUAUUGACAGAUAA
Messenger RNA from Ambispora gerdemannii, 462 nucleotides. NCBI's taxonomy places the organism in Eukaryota, Fungi, Glomeromycota, Glomeromycetes, Archaeosporales, Ambisporaceae. The record is from the annotation of a GenBank genome assembly.